AUGGACGACAUACCAUCCGAUUAUUUAUUGCAGGAUCAGGCCAACAUCUACCUGACCUCCUAUCCCGAUGGCAGUCCAAUCGAUAUUAAGACCGAGACCACCAACUACUUUAACAAUGCAUUGGACGCGCCACAACCAUCCCAUGUGCUGCCGCCACAACAGCAUCAGCAGCAGCAGCAGAGCCCAAUGUCAAGCUCGUCCUCAACUCCACUGCUUCCAUCUGGUCCAGCCAACACCAAUACCUCCUACAACAGCAGUGGAAUUGAGCUGCAGCAACAGCAACAACAACAAGAACACUUCUUAAAUCUGUUGUCUCAGAUCCAACAGAAUCAGCCUUCAUAUCAACAACAACACAGCCACCAUCACCAUGAUUUGGUCAACACAAUGCCAGCGCAAGCCACCGUGACGCCACCCCAUGUAUCAUUCAGCGGCCAGCAAUACCACGUCAACGUUGGCGCAAGCACCAUGUCAACAUUACCAAUGGACACGUCUUCUUCCAACAACCUUGUCCAACAACAGCCCUGUAAUAUAUACACUCACUCACAACCAAUUGUACAGUCAAUCCAACAACAACAAUCAUCGCAACAACAUCCACAAAUGUUUUCCAACAAUAGCAUCAAGUUGGCCGAAGCCUCGCUUUCGUCCUCCAACCUCGCCAACACAUUGGCCAAGUCGUCGAUUAAUUCCCCGCCCACAUCUCCAACCAGACGCAACUCCAAGACCAAGUCCACUGGCAUCUACCAUCACCAGCAGCAGAGCACCGAGAUGGUACACCAGUCGGCCAUCCCUCCAUUCAACUUGUCGGCCUCGCCCAACUCGUCCCCUCCACACACCCCGUUGACCCCGCCACCUUUGCCCGCGCCCCAGAUGAACAAGCACUUGGUGCGCCGUGUGAUGCCUGCCGCACCAACCGGACCAUCGGUCAUCUCCAUCAUUGGCCAGCUCCGGCCUGCAGACCUACAUCAACAACCCCAACAACAGCUCGUUGAUGAGCAUCCCAGCCCGGCAUGUUGCCAUACAUGGGCCACAAUGGAAUGUAUGACCUGA
Acytostelium subglobosum LB1 is the source of this 1047-nucleotide messenger RNA. RefSeq lists its product as hypothetical. NCBI's taxonomy places the organism in Eukaryota, Evosea, Eumycetozoa, Acytosteliales, Acytosteliaceae. The coding region runs from base 1 to 1047 and encodes 348 amino acids. The record is from RefSeq and is a predicted model, not a curated record. The transcript has a single exon.